GGUGGUGGCAUGUUUUUCUGUAACCGCAGUUACGGCAGUCGAGCAAAAGCAAGUGAAUAUAGCUCUCGAGACGGUAAUGAAGUUCGGCAACAAGAAAGACCAACCGCCAGGCGUUGACGUCAUUGACAAAGUGCAAACCGCUUUGGAGAAAAUAAAAGAAGGCAUUGAACUCCGGAAUGGUAGAAGGAGCAAUACCCAUGACAUGACAUUUACUGACUUCGUAGCACAAGCCGCUAAGAUACUUAAAAAGUACAACGAUAAUGACCUUGAAGACGCAUUUGUUGUCUUUGGAGAUGAAACAAGAAGAUACAUCAAUAAGAAUAGUGAGCUACAUGAUUUGUUAGGCAGUGGUAGUAUGAGAAGACGUGUCAGUGAACAUUUAGACAAUAUGAGAGAAAUGGAAGCAGAAAAGUUGCGCGAGCACUUAGAAGCAAUCAUUUCUGCAGUUGAAAACAAAAAAUAUAACGGAGAAAAAAAUGAUCUACUUGACAUCGGAGAUUUCGUGUACAUCGGCGGACAUGACAAAUUGCGAUCAGUAAUCAGAGAUCUAGAAAAGUUGUCAAGAUCUACAGACGUGCGCUUAGAAGACGUCCUAAAGCGUACAUUGAGAUCUUUAAUUUUCGAUCAUUUUAAUAAACUAAACGAUAACAUUAAGCGUGAACUAAUAGAGAUGGCCAAAGAUUAUUGGAGAGUAUAUGGUAACAAAAAAUGGAAUAAAAGAACACGCACAACGACAUCUUCUACAAUGGAAGUGGAUGAAGAUAAAGAAGAGAAACACCCUUAUAGAAACAGUCUUAGUUUUAAAGCACAGAAGGAACAUGAAAUGAGGGGUGUACGGCCAAUUUUAAGAACCAGAAAACCUCAUAACGCUACCCAACAUGUGAAUAAAAGGUAUAAAUACAGAGACAUCAUUAAAAAAGACCGAAAAGCUGUCACGGCGUUUACUAAAUUACACAAAUAUAGGGAUACUACUAGAAUAACUCUUUCCGAUGAAAAGAAAAGUGCAUCUGUCGAACUUGAGUCUGACCACAAAACUGAAGAAAUCGUUGAAGAUAAAAAACUAACAAAGCCUCAUAACUUUGAUGUCUUUCUCGAUAAAAAACAUUUAAAAAACACAAUGAAAGGAAGUAAGUUCACUCCUUCGUUUGCUGAAAGUAAACGGCCAAAACAUUCAAUAGAAAAUGAUGAAAAGCUUGUAGAUACACCGAAUAACGAUUUGAUGUUGCUAACGGGAGGACAAAAAGCACAAAAAGUUGACUUACGUGGUGAUACACCUGGAGAUGUAUAUAAUGAAUAUGAAAAAUCAGAAGAAGCAAAAGAAGACCAACAAGUGUCGAAAGAAUCUGUCACUGACAGUACUCGACCCACGGCAGUGUAUAUAUCUGUAGAAAGGUUCGUAACGAAAAGGAAGAAACAAAUGCGGACGGCAAAGGAAUACAAAAAUGAUGAAAGUAAUGUCACUGAUUUAGUAGCGCGUACAUCCGGCGAAGGUUUAAGCACAGGUGACUUGGAAAACAUCAGUGAGGUUGAAACUGAUAGAAAGAACCUUGAACUUAGUAAAUACCGCGAGCUAGAAAAGAACCGAACACUCGACGACAACAACAGUGAGCUUGAAUACUAUCCGAAACAGACAAUGGACAGUGAAUUUAAUAACGAUCCUAAAAUUGAAAGAAAACACAUGGUGGAAAAUAUUAAAAAUUAUACAUUAAACAUUAAAAACUCAGAAUAUGUAAAUGACCGCGAACCUAAACAGGAUCCUAAAAUGAACGGACUUAUUAAGGAAACUAUCAAAAACGACACAAUAAAAAUGGAGAACUUAGAAAUUGAAAGCGAGUUGGAAAACUACCAUAAUAAUAAAAAUGUUAGUAAUCUUCAAAACCAAGAUAUCAGAAAAUAUAACUUGAACGACACGUUACAAAUGGCGCUCUCAGACUCCUCCGAAACUGACAGCGAUAUCGAAAACGAACCAAAACUUAUAAAUGAUUAUACGACGGAAAAGAAAUUAAAUGUAAAUGAUGUUAAAUACGAAAACCCAAAAAACAAUAAUUUAGACAAUGACAACCGCAUUGCGAGAAACAGUGAACCUAUUAGCAAAGAUGUCAGGAAAUAUAUCGUAAACGAUACAUUACCAAUAGAUCUUCCAGAAUCUCGUACAUACGUGAAAAACAUGAUUCAUAAUCUAGAAAAGCAAAUAGAGGAUGUCAAAGAACAAGUGGACUACGUAAAAAAUCUAACUUAUAUAGAUGACAUAACGCCUGAGCAAACACUAACUAUCAACGGUAAAAAAGUUUCCUUCAGAUCGUCAUCCAAGUCAAAAACGAAAGCUCAUAUCAAAAAUUCCGAAUCAAUUGAAAGAGAUAAUCGAGAAUAUUUCUCACGUGAAAAUUCAGAUAUUGAAAGUAGUAUUGAAAUUAAUAAGACUUUAGAAUUCAGAACUAAUGAUAUCAAUAAAAUCACAACAGAGUCAAAGACAACAGAGCCAAAAACAACACAACCACAGAUAACAGUACAGACAACUACAGAUAUAUCAAAUAGUGAUAAAGAAAGCAAAAUCAACUAUUUAAUAAGAAAACUGAGAGAAAGUGCUACAGCCAGAAGUGUUCAUGAAGAUAGUCAUGAAAUAUUCCAUGAUGGCCAUAAUGAAUUUAAUGCGAGAAAAUCAGAAGAUCCCACAAUUGGAAGAAAAUCACUAAAUGUCGAAAUAAAGAAUGGUACAUCUUCUACAAUAAAUAUGAAGUUGAAUGAAAUAGAUACUACUACAGAAAAUACGACGGUAGUUAGAAUAAAAAGGGAAUAUUAUCUGUGAUUUAAGUGAAAUUGAAAAAAAUAAAAACCUGACCAGAUAUAUAUGACUAUUGUCAAGAGGGCGCUGUUAUUAUGAUGUAUGCAGCGACAGUUCAGUAUAAGUAGUAUCAUAGUAUAAUAAAGAGAACUAUCGUACAGUAUGGCCACUCCAACUCCUCGCUGAAAUUGCCACCAAAAACCCUGACCUGUCAUAUUUCACUCAUACAAGCAUAGUACGUGUUCACCUACACGAGCUUAGACUGUGUGCUGGGGACGCGCCUCUUUCAUAUAAUGAUCUCCAGUG
This is a messenger RNA of Leguminivora glycinivorella, 3088 nucleotides long. RefSeq lists its product as uncharacterized. The transcript has 3 exons. The record is from RefSeq and is a predicted model, not a curated record. NCBI's taxonomy places the organism in Eukaryota, Metazoa, Arthropoda, Insecta, Lepidoptera, Tortricidae. The coding region runs from base 77 to 2806 and encodes 909 amino acids.